CCUAGCCUGCGGGAGCCGCUCUAGGCCGCGCGUCCUCCCUCCACCUCCUCCGCAGCCGGCCUCCGCGCUGGCCCCCGCCAGCCGGCCAGCCUGCCGGGGUGGGUGGAGGAGCGCACGCCGCGCCGCGUCCUUAUCAACCGGCGGGGCGGCGUGGUGCGGGGCCACGCGGUCAGAGGAGGCGCAGUCCCGGGCCCGCCGCGGGUGGGGCCAUGGCUCCCCUGGGCGCGGCGGCCACCCGGGGUCCGAGAGGCGGCAGGGAGCGCUGAGUCCCGAGCGGCGGUGCGCGCGGGCAGGCGGCCGUCGGGGCGCCAGGGGAGCGCACGCGGCACCAUGCGCCCCCGCCUGCCGCCACUGCCCGGGCUGCUGCUGCUCGCCUGCGCCGCGCACGCGGUCGGUGCCCCGCCUCGACUGUGUGACGUGCUGCAGAUGCUGCGGGCGGAGAGGGACCAGUGCCUGCGGGAGCUCUCCCGGGAGAGCGCGGAGCAUCCAGCCCCAGGCUGCCGGGGGCUGUGGGACAACACCAGCUGCUGGCCAUCCUCUGCACUGGGACAGACAGUGGAAGUGGCAUGCCCGCGGUUCCUCUGGAUGCUCGUGGGCAGGAAUGGUUCCAUGUUCCGGAACUGCACACAGGGCGGCUGGUCAGAAACCUUCCCCAGACCUGACCUGGCCUGCGGGGUCAACGUGAAUGACUCCUCCAACGAGAAGCGGUAUCAGUACCUGCUGAAGCUGAAGGUCAUGUACACCGUGGGCUACAGCUCCUCCCUGGUGAUGCUCCUGGUUGCCCUCAGCGUCCUCUGUGCCUUUCGGAGGCUCCACUGCACCCGCAACUACAUCCACAUGCACCUGUUUGUGUCCUUCAUCCUGCGUGCCCUGUCCAACUUCAUCAAGGAUGCCGUGCUCUUCUCCUCCGACGAUGCCACCCACUGCGAUGCCCACAGGGUGGGCUGCAAGCUGGUCAUGGUCUUCUUCCAGUACUGCAUCAUGGCCAACUACUCCUGGCUGCUGGUGGAAGGCCUCUAUCUUCACACGCUCCUUGUCAUCUCCUUCUUCUCAGAACGGAAGUGGCUCCAGGGAUUUGUGGCCCUCGGCUGGGGUUCCCCAGCCAUCUUUGUUGCUUCGUGGGCUGUCACCAGGCACUUUCUGGAAGAUGUUGGGUGCUGGGACAUCAAUGCCAACGCGUCCAUCUGGUGGGUCAUCCGAGGGCCUGUGAUCCUCUCCAUCCUGAUUAAUUUCAUCCUUUUUAUAAACAUUCUAAGAAUCCUGAUGAGAAAACUUAGAACUCAAGAAACAAGAGGAAAUGAAGUGAACCAUUAUAAGCGUCUGGCCAAGUCCACCCUCCUGCUGAUCCCCCUCUUCGGGAUCCACUACAUCAUCUUCGCCUUCUCCCCUGAGGAUGCCAUGGAGAUCCAGCUGUUUUUUGAAUUGGCCCUUGGCUCAUUCCAGGGCCUGGUGGUGGCCGUCCUCUACUGCUUCCUCAAUGGGGAGGUGCAGCUGGAAGUUCAGAAGAAGUGGCGUCAGUGGCACCUGCGUGGGCUCCCGUUGCGGCCCGCGGCCCCCAGCUCCUCCUCCAGCAACGGCAUCAAGGCCAGCCCCUCGGAGCAGAGUCGGGCCACCCGCGGGACCAGUGUCAUCUGAGGCUGGCCAGCCCAGGUCAUAGGAGAGCCUGCCUUCCUGCCAGAUGCUGUGUGGUCUCUCAGUGACUAUUGCACCCCUCCUCCUGGCCUUGGGGUGGGGUUGUGGUGAUGCUUCCUCAGAACUGAUGGGGCCUGGGACAGCAAGAGGGCCUGGGAUUCAGAUCUGUUGAGUUUCCUGGAAAGAGUAGUUCAGGGGUCCCAGGAGCGGGCAGGGGAAUAAAUGGUAACUGGGAUGAGA
Molecule: messenger RNA, 1872 nt
Organism: Cervus elaphus (red deer)
Lineage: Eukaryota; Metazoa; Chordata; Mammalia; Artiodactyla; Cervidae
Gene: SCTR
Product: secretin receptor
Exons: 13
Coding region: 331-1635 (434 amino acids)
Biological process (GO): brain development; cell surface receptor signaling pathway; adenylate cyclase-modulating G protein-coupled receptor signaling pathway
Cellular component (GO): plasma membrane
Molecular function (GO): secretin receptor activity; G protein-coupled peptide receptor activity; peptide hormone binding
Source: RefSeq, a predicted model, not a curated record